GGUCCAGCUCGGAGAGCGGCGUCUCCGGGAGUCAGAGCGGGACGGAGCCGCUGCAGGAGGAGCAGCAGAUCGACGGAUAGUCUCAUCUACACUUCAACCCACCCGGGACAUGAAAUCCGUGUUUUAAUCGCGUGGAAACUUGUGUCCAGUCCAAGAUGACGGUGGAUUUUGAGGACUGCAUCAAAGACUCUCCCCGGUUUAGGGCAAAUAUUGAUGAGGUGGAGACAGAAGUUGUGGAGAUUGAGGCAAAACUAGAUAAGCUGGUGAAGCUAUGCAGUGGGAUGAUUGAAGCAGGAAAGGCAUAUGUCAGCGCCAACAAGCUCUUUGUCAACGGCAUCCGGGAUCUGUCUCAGCAGUGCAAGAAGGAUGAGAUGAUCUCGGAGUGCCUGGAGAAGUGCGGGGAAAGCCUCCAAGAGAUCAUAAACUAUCACAUGAUACUGUUCGAUCAAGCCCAGCGGUCUGUGAAGCAGCAGCUGCACAACUUUGUGAAAGAGGAUGUUCGGAAGUUUAAAGAGACCAAGAAGCACUUUGACAGGGUGCGCGAAGAUAUGGAAAUAGCGCAGGUGAAGAAUGCUCAGGCGCCCAGGAACAAGCCUCACGAGGUGGAAGAAGCCACCAGCACGCUCAGCAUCACCCGCAAGUGCUUCCGACACCUCGCUCUGGACUACGUACUGCAGAUCAAUGUCCUUCAGGCGAAGAAGAAAUUUGAGAUCCUGGAUGCUAUGCUGUCAUUCAUGCACGCCCAGUACUCACUGUUUCAGCAGGGCUACAACCUGCUGGAUGAGAUCGAUCCAUACAUGAAGAAACUGGCUGCUGAGCUGGAUCAGCUGGUGAUUGAUUCGGCCAUGGAGAAGAGGGAAAUGGAGCAUAAACAUGCAACCAUUCAGCAGAGGACUCUGAUGCAGGACUUUUCAUAUGACGACUCUAAGGUGGAGUUCAACGUGGAUGCUCCUAAUGGUGUGGUGAUGGAGGGUUACCUGUUCAAGAGGGCCAGCAAUGCCUUCAAGACCUGGAACAGACGGUGGUUCUCCAUACAAAACAGCCAGUUGGUCUAUCAGAAGAAGCUCAAGGAUUCUCUGACAGUGGUGGUGGAGGACCUCCGACUGUGCUCUGUUAAACCGUGUGAGGACAUCGAGAGGAGGUUCUGCUUUGAGGUCGUCUCCCCCUCCAAGAGCUGCAUGCUUCAGGCUGAGUCUGAGAAGCUAAGACAAGCAUGGAUACAGGCAGUUCAAGCUAGCAUUGCUUCAGCCUACAGAGAGAGCCCAGACACCUACUACAUUGAACAUCUGGACAGAACAGCCUCUCCAUCCACCAGCAGUAUUGAUUCGGCCAGUGAGCCGCGGGAGCGCAGCGCCCGAGGAGAGACCAUCCUGCAGCGCAUCCAGUGUCUGCCGGGGAACGAGCAGUGCUGCGACUGUGGUCAGGCCGACCCUCGCUGGGCCUCCAUCAACCUGGGUAUCCUGCUGUGUAUCGAGUGCUCCGGCAUCCACAGGAGUCUUGGAGUUCAUUGUUCAAAAGUGCGCUCACUAACGCUGGACUCGUGGGAACCAGAAUUAUUAAAGUUAAUGUGUGAGCUUGGAAACAGUGUCAUCAACCACAUCUAUGAAGGCUCAUAUCAAGAACAAGGUCUGAAGAAACCACUACCAUCCAGUUCAAGGCAAGAAAAAGAGGCUUGGAUUAAGGCGAAGUAUGUGGAGAAGAAAUUCCUGAAGAAGCUGGGCUCCACAGAGAUACUCAUCAACGGGGAGAGGAAGUCGGAGCGGCGGUGGAGCGUGAAGAAGUGUCGGAGGCACAACAGCGCCACCACGGUACCUAAAACACGGCGGAGAUACCGACAAGAGCCGGGCAGCACCUCCCCUUCCACCCUCUCCUCAGCAGCAGCAAAGUUCAGACGAGAAUCUCUGUUUUGUCCGGAUGAGCUGGACUCUCUCUUCUCCUACUUUGAUACCGGAUCUGGGCCUCGAAGCCUGAGCAGUGACAGUGGGUUGGGAGGCAGCACAGAUGGCAGCACAGACAUCCUGGUGUUUGGCUCGGUGGUGGACAGCGUCACAGAGGAGGAGUGUGAGGUGUCAGAGGACUCGAGCGGUGAAGCGGAGCUGGAGGCCGAGCCAGAGACGUCAGACCCAGAGGACAUGAGGGACCUUCAUCCUGGAGCGCUGCUCUACAAAGCCUCAAAAGCUCGCAACCUGCCGGUCAUGGCUGAAGCGUUGGCUCACGGGGCUGAUGUCAAUUCAGUCAACGAUGAGGACGAAGGAAAGACGCCCCUCAUACAGGCUGUGAUUGGGGGGUCAUUGAUCGCCUGUGAGUUUCUGCUGCAGAACGCUGCUGAUGUCAACCAAAGAGACGCGAGAGGGCGGGGACCCCUGCAUCAUGCCACAUAUCUGGGACACACAGGGCAGGUGUGUUUAUUCCUCAAACGUGGAGCUACGCAGAACGACGGUGAUGAGGACGGUCAGGACCCUCUGAGUAUAGCUGUGCAGCAAGCCAAUGCAGAUAUAGUCACGCUGCUGCGUCUGGCCCGGAUGAACGAGGAGAUGCGGGAGUCGGAGGGACCCUUCGGACAGCCAGGUCAAUACCCAACCAGCAGCCCCACUGAGCAGCAGUAUAAGAAAUGCAUACAGGAGUUUAUCUGCCUCACUAUAGCCGACUGCUAAUCGAGUGCAGUCAGGGUGAAGCAGUGCAGGGGGUGCCGGUAGACAUAUGACGAGGCUCUUAUGCUUCGAGCUCGUCCAAGAGACUUUUCACCACCAGUUUAUCUUCUUCUCUACGUCAGAAUAUUGCUAGUGUUCCUCUUCCCUGCACAGUCUGUCCACCUCAGAACAGACACCUGCCAGCAGACAGCUCCUCUCUCAGGAUCUCACAACAACUCAGUGCUCAUUUACUUUAAUGAUGUCAGAUUUGCCAAAAAAAAAAAAAAAAAAAAAAAAAAAGGAAAUCAUUGUAGAUGCUUUUAGCGAGGUGCUGAUCAGCAGAGAAAUCACUGCCAAGGAAGGAUUAGUCAGUUUGUAAAGCUUAGCAGGCUGUGAACGGACCACAAAUGAAGUCAACCGCAGAGUUUUCAGGAACAGUCUUGGUUUGGUAGUUUCAGAGGGUACGAGGUGCUCUGAACCAAAGACCUGCAACAGCUGCUUUUAUUCUAAGACUCGAUUUCGUUUCACCAUUUGACUGAGUUGUGUUAAGUGGGAGCAGAUUUUCUGGCUUUCUGAAGUAAAACUCACAUUUUUGUCAGUAAUUGAUAACUUCCAGCUGACUUCUUCCUACUGAUCAACAGCACCAGAGGCUCAUGGGUGCAUCUAAAGCUGUCCGCUUAUGCCAAAAUGAUGAUCCUAACAUGACUUCUCUUCCUUGCAGAACCAGUGAAGCUCCUACUUCAUACCUCUGUAGCCCAGUAAUAAUAAUAAUGUGAACUGAUAGUGCAGAUAAAUCUGUGAUUUUUAAUUAACCUGAGGAUCUGUCCAACAUGCACUUGUGAUCAAAUGAUGAAGGAGCUCUUUAUUUAAAUAUUGUGACUGUUACGAGGGGAAACUGUGAGGCUAGUGAUAACUGUGACUGACAGUAAAUGAUCCUAGAAUCGUUUCUCUGUAUUGAUCGAUAGAUUGAUCAAGCGAAGCUUUUACGUUUAACUAAAAGCGAAAUGAUGCACUUUGUCUUACCAACAGUGAUUUGACUUCCAGUUUGUUUUUCAUUCAUUUUUAUUUAUGACAAAACUCCCAGAGCAAUAGUGCAAUGAUUAUGUCAGUGCAGAUAAUCAGUAUUUUUUUGUAUUAUGUUUGACAACGAUGCAGAUGGUAUUUUUUUAAGCUGGAUAUAUUUUGUUAGAUUUUAUUUUGCUGAGCACACGUACAGCAACAGUGUUAUCUUCUCAUUAUGAGAAAUCCUCCGCAGCUUCACGGUAUUUAAUCACUCGUUGGUGAAGUUUUUCUGCAAAAACAAACUGCACUGGAAGAUGGACAUUUUUUGAUAAAUCACGCUAAACUAACAUGUAUUACUGUAUAUACAAUAUUUGUAUGUCAAAAUGUUUGUUUAUGAUAAUCUGGUAUAUCACAACUAGACCUAUAUUAGAUUUGUUCUUUGUUUAUGAUGCAUGGGUGGCUGUUGCCCAGGUCCUCUGCAGCCUGUUCUUACCUUCUGUACCCAGUGUAUGUGACUCUUUGACAUUUAGUAUUGUUGAGUAAUGUUAAUAUCCUUAUUAUAUACUGCCAAAUCGUGACAACAGUGCAUGGAAUGACUUUCAUGACAGAAAUUAGUGGAUGCAAAAACACUGAGCGCCCUUUUCCCCUCCGUCUUCCACUGACAGGAUGAUGUGAUGAUAACAGUGAACAGAGCAGCAUGCAGCUGUAUUUAAUCAUCCAGUCUAGACGACCACUUGUUUGCCCUCUCGGUAGCUCACAGUAAACGGCAGUGACUCAGAAUAGGCUGACCACAAUGUUGCAUUAUCUGAGGCAGAAUUAGCCUGCUGGAAAAUACUGAUGAUUUCCCAAAGAUGUCGAUUGUCUUUCAAAGAUGCUGUGGACUGUUGGGGUUUAGUUCAAACCAAAGAAAAUCAGCAGAGAGCCAGCAAGUGUUUUUACAUUUUUGUUUUCAUAGUAGAAACAUGAAGAUUUUUUUUAACUAUAGAGGGCUGUACAAAAAGGAUGGAAGCAGAGAGACUUUCUCCAGGGUUAUUAGCUAUUAUAUUAGCUGGUUUGAAGCUUAAUAUGCCACCAGAACAACACUCUUAUACACUCAGAUUGCACAUAGGGAGAACGAAUCGUAAUUACCGAUAUGAUAGUGGCCAUAAGAAGUACUGCAAUAACAUUAACAUGCCAGAAUAUGUGGGUUGAAAUGAGGUUGUGUUUACCGUGUUCACAAGAAAGGUGAACAUGUGACUGGGGUAUUCACAGUUUUAUCAUUGGUGAUAUUUAUUGAGUUUAUUUGUGACUCUUCAGUCACAUUUUCAGAACCAGCGGAUGCUACUGAAGUUCAUUGUUCUUUGGAUUGUAAGUUAAUAUAUUGUAAUUUUAGUGCUAUAGUUUUUUAUAAUGUCUCAGGGAAAUAUUAUUAUUUUCUAACAACUCCAUCUUUUCAUUAUGCCUGAGCAUUUCCAAAUUCCCCCAUUUGAAAUGAAUUAAUUAAUUGAUAUGUCACACCUUUCAGCAAAGUGAGAAAUCCAUUUUUUUUAAUCACUCCAAAUAAUUUUUGUACAGUCCUCAAAUUGUAUUUGCAGAUGAAAUGUUUUUAAAAGAACGUGACAGUGACAGACGGGUAUUUUCUGUCAACAACCAAAACAAAACAAAGAAAAUAGAAAACAACCUCAUUUUUAAUAUUUAAAAAAAGUUCUAACCAGCAACAAAUAAUAAAUCAGAAAAGGCAAAUUUUCCUAUUUCACCAGUGUUUUAAAUCAACAAUUACAAAAUGAGAAAAUUGGCCCAUUUUUCAUUUUUCCUUUGGAACCAACAAAUAUAGAAAACUGGCUUAUUUUCCUUUUCUUUUUUUCUUUUUUGUUUGUUGUUUUAAACCAACAACAAAAACGCUAGAAAGCGUGCCCACUCUCCAUUUUAAACCAAAAGCAUAAAAAUAUAUCUGCUUCCUGUUUUUUUUGUGUUUAGUGUUUGACAGGAAAACAGAUCAUACUUUAGUAUUCAGACCCAGAAGGAGCAGCUCACUCGUUUUUCUCCUUCCUCCUCGUCAGUGAUGGAUUCAAAGCACUUUGAAAACAGUCCGUCUCUCUUAACGCAGCCUUUUCUUACCUUGUGCAGUACAACAUGUGGCAACUGUGGGAGCCACAGGAAUACUUUCCAACUAUUUUGUUUUUGCGUGAUGAACAAACUGAACAAUCAUUUGCGUUGCGCCAUAGAAGGAUUAUGUGUUGUACAGCUCAGUGUGUCUACAGUGACUGUUGUGUAUAUAAACUAAAAACUAUUAACACUUCUUUCUUCUAACAUGCCAUUUUUAACUUUCUUGUAUUUUUUCCGUCUCUGACUGUUAUCUGUACAAUUUCUUUGAAUAUUGUAAGAGAGCGUGUGUCUCUGACUAUUUGUGCAUAUUAACACUAACUGCUACCUUUGUUUUCCUCCCGGUGUCUCUGAAAUGAUGCUGAAAAUAAACCGAAGGUGUGACUAAAAACUAA
Messenger RNA from Amphiprion ocellaris (clown anemonefish), 6109 nucleotides. RefSeq names its product ArfGAP with coiled-coil, ankyrin repeat and PH domains 3a (gene acap3a). Bases 156 to 2654 code for a protein of 832 amino acids. NCBI's taxonomy places the organism in Eukaryota, Metazoa, Chordata, Actinopteri, Pomacentridae. Gene Ontology annotation, molecular function: GTPase activator activity; protein binding. The record is from RefSeq and is a predicted model, not a curated record. The transcript is spliced from 24 exons. Gene Ontology annotation, cellular component: cytoplasm.